Prunus armeniaca (apricot) is the source of this 2268-nucleotide messenger RNA. The record is from the annotation of a GenBank genome assembly. Lineage: Eukaryota; Viridiplantae; Streptophyta; Magnoliopsida; Rosales; Rosaceae.
AUGCAGAGUCAGAAUGCAAAGAAAAUUUUGAAAAAUCUGUCUGUGCUGUGCUGCGCUGCUGUCUCUGCUGGGAAUUCAAUACGCUCAUUGGGAUUAGGUUUCGAUUGUGGAGAUUUCGGUGUCAUCUCGGUAUGUUCUUCGGGUGGAAUUAUGGACAGAAGGUGGAUACAGAACCCGAACAGAUGCGCAGACGAAUACUUGGAUGGAAUCGAGGAUUUUAUUGAGUUUGCACAUAGACACAACCCGGGUGCAACUAGAAUCCGUUGUCCUUGUAGGAGGUGUAACAACACGUUGUGGGAGACAAUUAAAAAUGUUAGAUUUCAUUUAGUAAGGAAUGGAAUGAUUGAGACAUAUAGCAUUUGGAACCUUCACGGGGAACAAUUAGAGCAUGCUUCAUCUUCAAAUGCCACAAGAGUGGACAAUGUUGAACCUAUUGUGGAUGCGAAUGAUCAAGUCAUGGAUAUUAUACAGGAUGUUUUUCCAUUUGCAUCGACCAACAUCAAUCAAGAAGAAGAAGAUGGCGUGCCUACACCAAUAGACAGUGCGGAGUUUGAACAAUAUGAAAAUUUGUUAAAAAAUGCCAACCAAAAGUUAUACCCGGGGUGCGAGAGCUUUUCCGUUCUCACGGCCAUUGUGGAGCUAAUGCACGGAAAAAUAAAGUAUCGUAUGUCGAACCUGUGUUUCGAUUACUUUUUGGGGGUUUUCAAGAGAAUGCUUCCGACGGACAAUUGUUUGCCGAAAGACCAUAAACACGGGCAGAGGGUGUUGAAUGGUCUGGGAUUGGGUUAUGAAAAAAUUCAUGCUUGCAAAAACAAUUGCAUGUUAUUCUACAAAGAGCAUGAAUCGUUGUAUACAUGUCCUAUAUGCAAUGAGUCGAUGUUCAAGAUGACAUCUCAGAAUAGGACGACUAAGAUCCCACAAAAAGUCAUGCGUUAUCUGCCCCUGAAACCUAGGUUGCAGCGAUUGUAUAUGUCGACGCAUACUGCCACAAACAUGAGAUGGCAUAAGGAAAAACGGGUAGACGAUGAUGUGAUGCGGCAUCCUGCAGAUGGGGAGGCAUGGAAAGAGUUCGAUCGAACGUUCCCCGAGUUUGCUGCUGAUCCCCGAAAUGUUAGAUUGGGACUUGCCACUGACGGAUUCAAUCCGUAUGGGGUUCUAAACCAACACCACAGCACUUGGCCGAUUUUCGAUCCUGGGAGGUCAAUCGAUGUUUAUUUAAGGCCGCUGGUUGAUGAGCUGAAGGAUUUAUGGACAAACGGUGUUCGCACCAUAUGCAAUGGUUUCUGGGUGGAGCACAAAGGGUUAUAUGACAUGUCCUGUAUGCAAGGAAGAUGUAACUUCUGGUUGGCACACUGGAAAAGUUUGUUACCUUGGUCAUCAGAGAUGGUUGCCAUGGGACCAGAGUGGAGGGAAAAAGAUAAAGAGUUCGACGGGAACACAGAGCGUCGCCUCAGACCUAGAGAAUGGUCCAGUGAUGAGAUAUUGGACCAGCUUAACCAGUUGAAUUUUGCUCCGUUUGGGAAAACAGUUAGUCGGAUCAGACCUUCUACACAUAUGAACUUGACGCACAAGCCUAUGUUUUUUGAGCUCCCAUAUUGGUCGAAACUCAAAUUGAGGCACAAUCUAGAUGUGAUGCAUGUUGAGAAAAAUGUAUUCGACACAUUGGUGGGAACGAUUCUAGAUAUCGAGGGCAAGACAAAGGACACGAUCAAAGCUCAUCUUGAUUUGGAAAGAAUGGGCAUACGAAGGGGUUUAUGGAUGAAUAGGGACAGUGAUAAAGCUAGAAGGGAUCUUGCAUUCUUUUCUAUGAAACCGAAUGACAAUAAAGAGUUUCUAAAGUUUGUAUCGUCUGUAAAGUUUCCCGAUGGGUAUGCUUCUAAUAUCGCACGUUGUGUAAUGUUGACGGGGGUAAAUUUACUGGAAUUAAGAGCCAUGACUGCCAUGUGUUUAUGCAACGCCUACUUCCUCUUUCUUCACAAGUAUGAUGCACGAGAUAGUUCACUUGCCAGAAGAGGCAUUGCUUGCUGGCUUCUCGGAGAGCUGAAAAAAAGUGUACGCAACAGGGCGAAGCCCAAAGGAUCAAUUGUAGAGGCUUGGGUUCAAAAUGAGUCGCUUACUUUCUGUGGAAUGUAUUUGAAAGAUGUGGAGACGGUUUUCAAUCGUCUUCAGCGCAAUCUUGAUGGAGGUAUGAGAAAUGAAAAACUUUCUGUUUUUGGCCCAAAGCGCACGACCCUUUGGAGAUCCUGGACGAGGAGAGUCGUUUUCUAG